Messenger RNA from Trichoderma aggressivum f. europaeum, 963 nucleotides. RefSeq lists its product as uncharacterized. The transcript has a single exon. The record is from RefSeq and is a predicted model, not a curated record. NCBI's taxonomy places the organism in Eukaryota, Fungi, Ascomycota, Sordariomycetes, Hypocreales, Hypocreaceae. The coding region runs from base 1 to 963 and encodes 320 amino acids. Gene Ontology annotation, molecular function: catalytic activity.
AUGAAUAGCUACCAUGUCUUACAUAAAGAACGCGAAAUGGCCCAUAAUGCCAUAUCUGAUCCUAUAGAGCCCUAUUGUCUGUCAUACGUUUUAGAAAAACUGCUCGUCAUGUCUACACCAGUUUCUAAAUUUGUGAAAAUUAAUGAAGAUGUCAAUCUUCACUUUAACCAGACAAAUCCCGCAGGAGUUGACUUUACCAAGGUUCCAACUUUGAUCUUUCUUCAUUUCUGGGGCGGUUCGGCCGACACUUGGUCAUCAGUUGUCCGUGCCCUGUCUCCUUCAUUCCCAACUAUUGCGUUAAGCUUUCGUGGCUGGGGUGCUUCUUCAGGGCCUGCCGAAGCUGAGGCUUAUAGCAUUAGUCACUUUGCCUCCGAUGUUGAAGCCGUCAUUCAGAGUCUUGGAUUGACAAACGUCAUCUUGGUUGGGCACUCCAUGGGCGGCAAGGUUGCCACUGCGAUUGCUGGGCGACAUCGUCUUCCAUCGACUAUUUUGAAGGCCUUGGUCUUGGUCGCACCCGCUCCUCCAGGGCCCCUUUCUCUACCUUCGCACAUGAAGGAACAACAGAUUCGUGCCUAUGACAACACCACAAACGCCGAAGCGGUUAUUCGAACCGUCCUUACUGCGCCAGGGAGCCCGGCCCUGACAGAUGCCGUGGUGAGGGAUUUGGCCGGCGAUAUGGUCCGUGGUAAUGAGUUUGCAAAGUAUGCGUGGCCUCAUUAUGGCUCCGCAGAAGAUAUUCGGCCUCUAUUUCAUCUUAUUGAGGUUCCAGUGUUGGUAGUAGCUGGGAAGAGCGACGUUAUUGAAUCACCCGAAAAGAUGAUUACCGAAGUUCAGGAAGAUCUGAAUAGCAGGCGGAGUGGCCUGGCGAAGCUGGUCAUUAUUGAAGACUCUGGCCAUUUGCUGCCUAUUGAGAAGCCUGAUGGGGUUGCCUCCGCGGUGGAAGAGUUUGUCCGAGCCCUAUAA